Molecule: messenger RNA, 1236 nt
Organism: Leptopilina heterotoma
Lineage: Eukaryota; Metazoa; Arthropoda; Insecta; Hymenoptera; Figitidae
Exons: 2
Coding region: 1-1236 (411 amino acids)
Source: RefSeq, a predicted model, not a curated record
AUGGAUCUCAGAUCACAAAGGGCGUUAGCGGCUGUAUUAUGCAAGGGAUCACAAUCUGUUAGGGAUCAACCAAUCAAUCAGUGGACGAGUGGUUUGGUUGAAAGUCGUUUAAAGCUGUUAGAGUCUUACUGGGCCAAUUUUCAAGGCAACCACGUGUCCCUUCUUGCAGAAAUAGGAGAGGACGCUGACAACGACCCCUACUUUCAGGAAGAUGUCUAUCAUCAAGCAGAGAAUGACUAUGUAACUACCAGAGGUUACCUUUUUGACAUUCAAUCACGACUCAGAGUUAAUCAAAGCGGCUCAGAACAGUUUUCCAGUCACUCAGCUGUCAUUUCAAGUCACACCAGAUUACCAAGAAUAACUGUACCCCCAUUUAAUGGCGAUCGGCAGCAGUGGGAAUCUUUUAAGGAUAUGUUCAGGUCUUUAAUCCACUCUGACCCCACAUUAAAGGAUGUUGACAAAUUAUACUAUUUGAAAACUCUUGUUUCUGGCGAAGCUCUCUCUGCUAUACAGUCUAUUCCAAUAACGGCAGACAAUUACGCCAUCGCAUGGUCCGCCCUGGAAUCAAGAUUCGACAACAUAUAUCUUCUUGUACAGAGUCAUUUACUGAGUUUGAAGAGAAUGCGUUCCAUCAAAGAGGAAUCACAAGCCGAACUCCAGAGACUAUCUGACGAUCUACGACGUCACCGAGAACAAUUACGGUCUUUAAAACGUCCAGUUGAACAAUGGGAUGACUGGUUCGUGUCAAUCGCCUCAGAUUGUAUGGAUCGAGUAACAAGACGUGAUUGGGAAGAGGAACUGCAACGUCUAUCACCAGAGAAUAGUGCAUCAUUCUUUCCCUCCUUCACACAAUUGGACGCAUUUCUACAAAGACGAUGCCGAACCUUGAAAUCACUUGAUCUAACACGAGGAAAACCAUCAUCUUCAUCAUCUCGAUCCAGCGGUCAUUCUAGUGGAUCAUCAUCGAGAAAUGCAACAGUAGCCGCUACCACUACAUCAAAAUGCGAAGCUUGCGAUGGUUCACAUUACAUCGGCCGCUGUCCAACCACUUAUCAUCAACAUGUCCAUCAUCUCGGACUUGUCGAACAUGUCAAAAAUCCCAUCAUUCACUGCUUGCUUCACGAUACAUCGGGAAAACGACCUGCAAAGUUCAAUCAAAGCGGUGAAAGUGCAAAAAAGAAAUCGCGACUUUCAGAUGAGGAAUCACGCAAAGAGCUAGACGGUCCAUCAUCUUGA